Messenger RNA from Giardia duodenalis, 2445 nucleotides. Its product is annotated as Ankyrin repeat protein 1. The record is from RefSeq and is a predicted model, not a curated record. The coding region runs from base 1 to 2445 and encodes 814 amino acids. NCBI's taxonomy places the organism in Eukaryota, Fornicata, Diplomonadida, Hexamitidae. Gene Ontology annotation, molecular function: protein binding. The transcript has a single exon.
AUGGCUAUUCUGUUACCAGCACCUCCAACGACGCCACUAACAGAGGCAGAUGAGCACGGACGUACUACUCUCAUGAGGGCAAUUAUAAGUAAUGACAGGAACGCCAUCUUAUCCCAUGCCCCCUUUGAAUGGGGGUGGGCAGAUGUCGAUGGCUACACCGCAUUGAUGCAUGCUGUUCAGGCUGAUAACAUAGAAGCAGUUAAGUUGCUUACUGACUUCGAGUAUCCCUUUACUCUUCCCGACACCCGUACGGCCCUCAUGCUGGCAAUUAAACAUAGACGGUAUAGACUGGUUCCUCUAAUGACGGAGCGCUUGAGCAGGCUAACCAACAGGCAUGGGUAUAACGCCCUGAUGUAUGCCGUUACUUUGGGGGACCUCGAAAUGAUCAGAGUUCUUAUAGCUAGCUGGCCAAGCUCAUGCAUGGAGGAUUUGCUCGCUGCCAACGAUGUUGUUGACCUGGGACCAGUCGAUGCCAGAGACGCUAUUUCCGAACUACUGAAAAUAUCAAUCGAGAGGCUGCCAGACGUGGCCCGGUUUAGCAGACGGGUGCUGUGCAUGGGCGUUAUUCCGAAGAAAGCCAUACCCAACCAUGCUAAUGGUGUUUACCCUAUAGACAUUCACUUUCACGAGGAAAACGCCUCAUGGCGUGAGACAGAGGCUCAGCUGUGUGAGACGAUCAAGCUACUGCACACUAAGAUAGAGGGGUUAGAGUCCAAUCAGUUAAAAGGAAUCUCUAAGUGUGUCUCUAGGCACGUCAGUGUAACGCAGGAGCACAAAAGCAUAUGCCUACAAACACCUUUUGAUUGGGGCAGCCAAUCAUGGACGCUAGCCAAACUCUUAUCUAAACUUGAUAGCAAGCAAAGAAAAAUAGCAAUACUCGAGGAGGAGCUUCAAAUCCUUCAAGGCAAAGAUACAAUGGAUAACCCUGGCCACUCUUUCUUCAAGGAGGCCAGUGAUCUGAGGAUCAAGGAGCGAACUCUGAAGGAGAGGAUUGCUAUAUUGGAGCGAGCCAUGGAUGAACAUAUUGGUAUUAUAAAUGGCAUACUGGGCACAAGCUGCCAAUCGCUAAUGGAGGUAGAGAGCAGUGUAAAGUCGAUGGCUCGGACGGAAGUGCAAAUGCAAGAUACAGCAGUUCCUACGUGCUCCAGUCUUGAAAAUGUGAAUACCCGUAUCUGUAGCCCGAUGACUGUGAUCCAGGAGGUAAACGUUGUGGCUACUGGCUGUGAUAAGGGCACCGACCCAGAGACAAGCACAGUAGAUGCCUAUGCGCAAGCUGCAGCGGAUGAGAACUCUAUGUCUGACAUCGCUUCUUUCCGGCAGCAACUAAAUGAAAAAGAGGCCCUUCUUGACAAAAUAUGUUCAGUAGUAAAGAUUGAGGAGGGUCAUGCAGAUGGACAAGUAAUAGUGUCGGCUAUAGACAGAAUCCUAAAGCAAAACGCCUCUUUACAGAGCGAUUUAAAGUCAGCCUCAGAAAAGCUGCUAGGACAUUGUACAAAGUCGGCUCUAUUACACAACUUACUAAAAGACACUGGGGUAGACUCAAUUGAGGCACUCGCAACUUACAUUUCCACCACAAAACAGGAGUUGGCGCAGUACAGGUUCCGUGUCGGCAACGUUACUUCAUCUGAUUCCAUGCAAACUGCCGGGAGUAUUGGUCAUGAUGUCUGCAAUAACGAGAAGUCUAAUGAUAAGCAAGCUUCUUGCCAGUAUUUUAACAGUGGUGGUGUGGAUCCAGCACAAGUGUCAGCCCUUUUACGGCAACUAUCAUCAUAUACGCAAAGACCUUGCACAACUGUUACGGAUGCCAUGCACUUAAUCCACGAAUAUUGUGUUCGAGCAGCAUCAGAGAGUAUUGCUCUACAGAAAACGAGAGAUGAUGUGGAAAGGGAGCAUUCCAUAGCAAGGAGUGCCCGUGCAGCUUUGGCAGACCAAGAGGCAGCAUAUAAUGCGCUUAUCAAUAAGCACACUGUUCUACUUAAUGAUGCUCAGCAUCUUGCAAUGAAAUACAACGAUUUGGGAAAGAAGUACAAUGACUUAUACGCAGCACAUGAACAAUUACAAAGGAUUCUUGCAGCAACAAGGCAGCGAGCAAUACAGCAUCAAUCUCCCAAAAGCGUUAGGUUUGCUGAUACAGUUGGCCCUGUCGAAAAGGCUGAGCACGAGAAUAAUGACAGACUUAAUGGUGACCAGCUUCAAAUUCCAAUAACUGUAGCCGACGCAGCAUGCACCCAGAUCACAUAUGAAGUGUCUGCUGAUAGGGCUGGCCAUAUACGGAGAGCCAUGAGUGUAGACGACGCUAAAAAGUUCAUCAAUCAACAAAUUACUAAGCAGAAAACGCGGAGUCAAAGUACAACAAGCAAUUCGCCCCUCUACCCUGCGUGGAACUGCUGCACAUCAGCGGACAUAUCAAAGUGGCUUCGCAGACCACUCUUCGUUCAAUAUUAA